Messenger RNA from Mytilus californianus (California mussel), 735 nucleotides. RefSeq lists its product as uncharacterized. Bases 1 to 735 code for a protein of 244 amino acids. The record is from RefSeq and is a predicted model, not a curated record. Lineage: Eukaryota; Metazoa; Mollusca; Bivalvia; Mytilida; Mytilidae. The transcript is spliced from 3 exons.
AUGGAUAAUGAAGGUGAACCAGAUAUCUCAUUGAGAACUGUUGUAACUGCUGUAAAUCAACAAAGUAAAGAUAUUGAGGCAAUUAUUGAUGCUAAAGUGACGGAGAAAAUUGGUGGACUUAGAGAAGAAUUACAGGAUAAUUAUAUUGAUUAUAAUUUGACCAAUGAUUGUUUUGAAUAUGAACUAGGUCAAUCUGAUAUUAUUGUUAAGGGUAGACUUAACAUUCGACUUUGGAUAGAUAUUGGUGCACCUAAAUUUAUUAAAGAUACUAUAAGAGAUGGUUAUAUUUUACCUUUCUAUUCAAAUCCAAUAUCGCUUGGUAGUUCUCAGGGGGAAGGGUUCCAUUUUGGAACUACUAAUCUUGCUUGUCUUAGCAGAGGAAAGAGGUCUCCCAGCAGAGCAGUACAUAGACUAGCCCAUCGAUAUUUAAAAUAUCAUGGGUAUUACUAUGAAUGGAGACCUAUAAGAGGAACAGAAAACAACGAAAGAUGGGAUGGACAGGUAUCCAUCCAAACAGAACCACUUCGAUCCAGAUAUUGUAGGCAUGGUACCGAAUCUUACGCGGCAGGAUAUGGAGUUCUCUGUACAGAAUGUGUAAACGGAUGUGUUCGGUAUUUCGAGAAAGCAUACUAUUAUAUAAUAUUGACCAGCAACUGUCACCAUUUCGCUAAUUGGUUGGCAAACAUUUUGUGCACACGGUUCUCUUGUCCUUCUGAAUGUGAGCGAUAUCGGUAG